AUGCUGUCUCUCCGCGCCGCCGUUCGUGUCCCCCGCGCCGUUGCCUCGCUGCACACGACCGCCGUCGCCGCCCGCCCGCAGACCCGUCCCCCCUCUGACGGCUCUGGGCCCCUCUUCACGACCCCGUUCGAGAUCCAGAUGGGCUACCGCGACGCCGACAAGGAGGCCAAGGACGCCAAGAAGCAGACUGGCACCGACAAGAUGAACAAGAUGAAGGGAGGCAAGAGCUUCCAGGACCUCAGGAAGCAGCACGACGAGGGCCGCGACUAA
Messenger RNA from Trichosporon asahii var. asahii CBS 2479, 270 nucleotides. RefSeq lists its product as uncharacterized. NCBI's taxonomy places the organism in Eukaryota, Fungi, Basidiomycota, Tremellomycetes, Trichosporonales, Trichosporonaceae. The transcript has 2 exons. The record is from RefSeq and is a predicted model, not a curated record. Bases 1 to 270 code for a protein of 89 amino acids.